AUGCGUCUUUCAGCCGAUUGGGUUAAUUUGCUUAAGUGUGUUGGUCAAGAGUUCAGAGAUGGUGUAGAUGAUUUUAAGGCUUGUUUGUCCAAAUAUGCCGUUGAAGUUGGUUUCAAGUAUAAAUAUCUGAAAAAUGACAGAUCAAGAGUAACGGCCGAGUGCUGUAAGAAGCUGGAUGGUUGUACAUGGUUUAUUCACGCAACUUUAGAAAGAUCGAAUAAUUUUUUUGUUGUUUGGGAGUUUCACAAAGAGCACAACUGUCUUGGUACAUUUUUUAGUUCAAAAAAUCCUCGGAUGACCUCAAAAAUUAUUGCCAAAGAAAUUGUUGAGGAGAUUCGUUCGAAGCCAUCUUAUACACCGAUAGAGUGUUUGAAACAUUUUGAGGGACGAUAUGGUUGUUUGAUUGGUUAUUACCAUGCAUGGUUAGCAGUUGAGAAAGCAAAUAAUGAGCUAUUUGGUGAUUUUCAAUUAUCUUUUGACAAACUCCGCUGGUAUGCUGAGGAAUUUAAUGAGAAAAACCCGGGGACUGUUAUGGAUGUGGAAUAUUGCAAUGAGACUAAUCGGUUUAUAAGGUUUUUCCUGGCUUUUGAUGCAUGCAUUAAAGGCUUCAACUAUUGUCGUCCUAUUUUGGCUGUUGAUGGUACCUUUUUGAAGGGGAGAUACAAAGGAACGCUUCUCUCAGCUAUAGGAAAGGAUGCCGAUCAAGGAUUAUUUCCUCUUGCUAUCGGUGUUGUUGACUCUGAGACAGAGUCAAAUUGGCAAUGGUUUUUGGAGAAGCUGUCGACAGUUAUUACGUGUUCUCGGCCUCUUACGUUCUUUACGGAUCGUCACUCUGGUCUUGUAAAGUAUGUGCCUUCAGUUUUCCCAACUGGUUAUCACUCUUACUGCUUGCAGCAUUUGAAGGGAAACCUUAGGGAUAAGCUUUCAGGUCGACUCUCGAAUGAGUUUAGGGAGAAAGUAGUCAAUCUUUUCAAUGAUUGCGCACAUGCUCCUACUGUGAUAACUUUUGCCAAGGCUCUUGAAGAGCUAUGUACUGUUGGUGGAGCGAGUGCAAAGAAUUUUGUUGAGUCAUUGCCGCUUAAGAGAUGGGCAAACGUGUACUUUGAAGGUAGACGAUAUGGUGAAAUGACUUCAAAUGCAGCUGAGUUAUUUAACAACCAGAUUCUUAAUGGAGAAAAAAUUGAUUGA
Messenger RNA from Rhododendron vialii, 1188 nucleotides. RefSeq lists its product as uncharacterized. The record is from RefSeq and is a predicted model, not a curated record. The coding region runs from base 1 to 1188 and encodes 395 amino acids. NCBI's taxonomy places the organism in Eukaryota, Viridiplantae, Streptophyta, Magnoliopsida, Ericales, Ericaceae. The transcript has 2 exons.